CGUGGAAACCACCAUUUUGCCUUUGCCGUUGAUUACUCAGGUUUUUGAAAGGCUCUAAUUUCCAAUUUUGUGUCUCUUUCACUCACUUGAUAGAAGAAAAAUAGAGAGAAAAAAAAUAGAAAAGAGAAAGAAACCAAAACCCCAUUUUCUGUGAGGAACGAUGUCGCCAGUAGAAGGAUCCCGGGAAGAGAAUGUCUACUUAGCCAAAUUGGCCGAGCAGGCUGAAAGGUAUGAGGAAAUGGUGGAGUUUAUGGAGAAGGUAGCUAAGACUGCCGAUGUUGAGUUGACAGUGGAGGAGAGGAACCUCCUCUCUGUUGCCUACAAGAAUGUGAUUGGGGCAAGGAGGGCUUCAUGGAGAAUUACCUCAUCCAUUGAACAAAAGGAAGAGAGCCGUGGGAACGAGGACCAUGUAGCUAUCAUCAAGGAGUACAGAGCGAAAAUCGAGGCUGAGCUCAGCAAGAUCUGUGAGGGGAUCUUGAAACUUCUUGAUUCACAUCUUGUCCCAUCCGCAACUGCUUCCGAGUCAAAGGUAUUUUACCUGAAGAUGAAGGGUGAUUACCACAGGUAUUUGGCUGAAUUCAAGACCGGAGCUGAGAGAAAGGAUGCUGCUGAGCACACCUUGCUGGCUUACAAGUCUGCUCAGGACAUUGCAUUGGCUGAACUGCCUCCUACUCACCCAAUAAGGCUGGGGCUUGCACUUAACUUCUCCGUGUUCUACUAUGAGAUCUUGAAUUCCCCUGAUCGUGCCUGUGCUCUGGCCAAGCAGGCUUUUGACGAAGCCAUUUCAGAGCUAGAUACUCUGGGUGAGGAAUCCUACAAAGACAGCACCUUGAUCAUGCAGCUCCUCCGUGACAAUUUGACAUUAUGGACUUCUGAUAAUGCGGAGGAUGUCGGCGAUGAGAUCAAGGAAGCUACAAAAGAUGACGCCGCUCCUGGACAACAAUGAUUUGGUCAUUUUGUUGGAGGAGUUAGAUGGAAUGUAUUUAUUUAACUUGGAUAUUUGUUAUGUUGCUCUAGAGACUUUUCCCAUACUUGGUAUGCUUUAAUGUUUGUUUGUCAUAUGCAGCGUCAAUUAGAUGCUCUAUAUAUCUUACCAAGACACGCUUCAUUAAUUAUUAUUGUCUACUUUCAGUUUUCAACACUUUGCACUUGAGUGCACUCGACGUAGAUUCAUCAAAUGAAAAGCUACGUAGUCCAAUAAUGUGUUAGGAUGUAUGUGCUCUUUGUUCUUAUUAAUUUUCAGCUAGAGUUUUUUCUGGUCA
Molecule: messenger RNA, 1262 nt
Organism: Chenopodium quinoa (quinoa)
Lineage: Eukaryota; Viridiplantae; Streptophyta; Magnoliopsida; Caryophyllales; Amaranthaceae
Product: 14-3-3-like protein
Exons: 5
Coding region: 161-946 (261 amino acids)
Biological process (GO): signal transduction
Cellular component (GO): cytoplasm
Source: RefSeq, a predicted model, not a curated record